GGAGAGAUGUCACGUGGCGCAGACCAAAGAUAGCAGCAAUGCCACGUUAGUCAUCAAGUUUGAGAGCGGAGAACCAGAUCUUUAUCUUCAAGCCCUCACCGCGUCAGACUGCAAAUCCUGGAUUGUGGCACUCCGAGAGGCGAACUCCGAAGGUCUGAGAGACAAAAUCCGACACCUCGGGAGACUUAUCAUGGAAAUGACAGGGAGCGCAGAGGCAGACAGCCCCGACAGAGAGGCGGCCGGAGCAGCGGGUGCAGUCUUGGUUCCAAAGCUGCCACAGGUGGAGUUCAGCCUCGCAUGCAGGGAGCUCGCCGCCCCGGCGCGAGAGAGGAAACCCAACGCUGUGGUGCAGAUCGCUAUCAUAAACACACAGGAGCAGAGCCUCACCGCGUACUCCUACACUGAAAUAGUCGAGGGAACAAGAGACCCACUGUUUCUGACCGGAGUGACCUUCCCCCCAGAAUACCGCAUCUGCGAGGAGACCCGGGUCAAGCUUACGGUCUAUGAUGUGAAAGACAAGUCCCAAGAAAAUAGGAGCUUUCUGGGCUACACAACCUUUUCAGUGGGGGACUUGUUGAAGUCAAAGGAGCAGCAGUUAACCCUUAGCCUGAGAACAUCAGAUGGUACCAACACAGUGGGGGCAGUAGUGGUCAGCCGUCUGAAGAUGGGGGAGAUAGAGGACGGAGAGGUGGACCACAUCGCGGCAGAUGCGCGGGGACAGAAGUGCACUCUGGUCUGUGAGUCAUUACAUGGAACCACUAAUGACAAAGACAAAAGUCCUCUCAUGAACGCUGUGUUCAAGAACCCCGUCUGUAAAGUUUACAGAUUCCAGACUGUGGACUGCAAGUGGAUGCUGGUGCGAGAACAGAUGGCCGAGUGCACUCUGUCUUUCAGCAUCCCCAAGCAACUCAUUACACUUUACAUACAGGAGGACAUGCGGAGGAUACAGGAGCUGAAGGACCUGGGUGAUCUCUCACCUCACUGGGACAAUCUGCGGAAGGAGGUGAUCGCUCAUUAUGGCCAGUUGAUCAGCAGCUACCAAGAGACCCUCACUGAGCUCAACAAACUGUCAGGGUCGUCUUUUAAGCCCAGCUGCAGCAAAUCUGAGAAAUACCUAGAAUUUAUCCCCAUCAAUCUACACACGCAAAGAAUGCAAGUUACCUGCCCCAAAAAAACAGAUGCAUGCUACGACGUGGUCACUGUUGGAGCCCCGGCUGCCCACUUUCAGGGAUUUAAAAACGGGGGUCUCCAGAGACUGCUGAGCCGCUUCGAGGCAGAGAAGAAGAAUUUCAGCACAGCGUACCAGUGCAUCUACUACUCCCCUGAAAACACGGCCAAGGCCAAGGAGGUCCUGACCAGCAUCAGCCAGCUGCAGCCCCUCAUCUCCAGUCUGGCCGACCAGCUCAUGCAGGCCGCCCAGCAGCACUCUCCCGACCGCCUCAAGGGGGUGCUCAAGACCCUGUCUGACAAGACGGAACAGUUCGUGCACGCCCUGAAAGACGAGCUGGUGAAGAACGCCCUGCUGGCUCUGCAUACCGCGCGGCCGGGCUACGUGAGCAAGAGCAAGUCCGGCGUGUGCAACAACGUGGAGGAGAACGAGGCGCGGCCCAAGGAGGACGGGCCGGCCCCGCUGAAGCGCCAAGACUCCAUCCCCCACCACUCGGAAUACGACGAGGAGGAGUGGGAUAGGGUGUGGGCUAAUGUGGCCAAGAGUCUGAAUUGCAUCAUAGCCAUGGUGGACAGACUGCAGGAGCAUGACAACAACAACCAGGAGCCGUCGUCAGAGCAGACCCUGGCAGAUGUCAUCACCUCCCAUAGUCCCGGGGACUGGCAGGAGCAGAUAUACCCCCUAGUGGUCACGCUGAAGGACUGCGUAACAGAAGUUGUGGAUCGUGCCACGAAAUCAAUGACAUUCGUCCUCUUGCAAGAGGCGGCAUGCAGUAUCCCACAAGGCCUCUUUCUCAGGCAGAGGAGAGACAUAGUCUUCAGUCAGGCACUCGCCGCCCUGGCUUGCGGGUUCGUCAUGAAGCUGUACGCGGGAGUGGAGGACAAGGGCUUCCUGCAGCAGCUUCACCUCGUCGGACUGAUAGCCCAGUUCGAAAGCCUGCUCAGCACGUACAGUGAAGAGAUUGGAAUGCUGGAAGAUAUGGAAGUUGGGAUUUCAGAUUUGCAAAGAGUGACAUUUAAGAUCACAGAGGCCAAGUCUGACGACCCAGGAGAUCUCCAGCCGAUUGUUAGCGGCAGAAGGGACUAUUACACUGUCGAAGUGCCCUUGCCAAGUGAGGUGUUUCAGGUAUUACCAGAGGAGAUCAAAGAAGGCAAGCCAUUACAGGUGUAUCCUGUGCUCUUUAACGUUGGGAUAAAUCAACAGCAGACGCUGGCUGAGAGGUUUGGUGACAUAUCCUCGCAGGAGAGGAUAAACCAGAAAAACUUUGAGAUUUUAGAUGGCUAUUACAAGUCCUUAAGUGAUAAAGUCCCAUUGCAAUAUUUACCUUGUUUCCAAACACAAACCGACUUGAAAGAAUUACUUGAAACUCUUGGACAAAAUAUAGUGACCAAGAAACGAAAGAAUGUGGAGAUACUGUGGCUCGCUGGAACGAUCUGCCGAAGAUUGAACGGCAUCAGGUUCACCAGCUGUAAAAGUGCCAAAGACAGGACGUCCAUGUCUGUAACACUGGAACAAUGUGCUCUGCUCCGAGAUGAGCACGAGCUCAACAAGGAUUACUUUGUCCGCGCCUUGGACUGCAUGCGGAGAGAAGGAUGCCGGAUUGAGAACGUGCAAAAGAAUAUUAAAUGCAGAAAAUAUGCAUUCAACGUGCUUCAGCUGAUGGCUUUUCCAAAGUUCUACAGACCUCCAGAGGGCACCUAUGGAAAGGUUGACACGUGAAAACCAUAAACACACAGAAGGAGGAGACCUGUGUUUCUCCAGCCCAUCAAAAGCAAGAACGAACCAAUGCUGUGAAUGUCCAAUAUUCCGAGAUCAGCCCUGGAAAACCUUUGAUAACCCACACCAGGAUGAUUUUUGGAAUCUGACUGAACUGAGUGUGGGUUAUCAUCACAUUUUCAGAAAUUUCCUUUACAAGGUAAUUGUUCUGUGCUUUAGAAUGUGGAAAGAGGGUCAAGCAAAAUGCAAAAUGGCUAGAGCAUAAGGUUUAUUUCCUGCGGGCAUACUUCAUACAAAUACUGAUGUAACAAGCUAUUCAUAACAAUACACGUAAAUAGUAAAGAGGUACACAAUACAUGUCACUCAAAGCUUAGUAUGAUGUUUCACUCAGAUUCUCUCUCAAACUCACACUCCUUUAUACGUAGUGCUGUCUGUUGCUGUACAAUGCUGUAGAUACUCUCUGGUUGGUAUCAGCCAUGUGAUACACACAAACCAUUGCAUAAAUAAGAUGUGCUUUCUUGUGUCUCUGUACUGAAAAUAUCAAUUCCUCCUGAUGUCUUUUCAUCAUUUCUGCAGGUGAGUGUACUGAAUACAAUUGGAAACAUAUCACACACAAUUACCAGUAACAUAUUUGAAAUAUUUCUCAUUUGUUUUUUAAUGGAUCUUAUUUUACAUGCUUAAACUUGUGAAAUCAAAUCUAUAAGGCAAUUAUAGAUGCUUCAUGCCAAGUGCAACACUUUCUCUCUUUUUUAGAGUACUCGCUUAACCUGAGACUACCACCCCAUGGUGUGAGUCAUCUGUAAACAGAUUAACUAUUCCAACCUGCACUGGCAUGCAAUUGUCUUUUGACACAGACGGUUUGUGUAUUUAAUGAGUACUUGUGUACAGCAGAUCAUUUGCAGAUGUUCCAGUAACCUUUGCCCUAGUGAAGGGCAUAGUACAGCCCUAAGUCUCAAAAUCAUUUAAUUUAUUAUUGCAAUGAGGUUUCAGAAAAAGAAUACAUGAAGUUCCCUUACUGGUAAAAAAAAAAAUAUAUAUAUAUGUGCUGGAUUUCUGGAAGAUUUCUGGAAAAAAAGGAAAGAGGAGUAAACCUACUUGUUAUGAUCUUCUUUUGCUUCAGAAAAGCCGUCUGAAAAGUUCAUACUCGUUAGGUGUGUCAAUUUUUCAAUGGAGUACUUUGACAGGACAUGGAUUUAGUGUCAGAUGAACUGACACGGGCUAAUUUGAUAAUGCCAGUCAGGAAGACUCAAGAGCCAGUGAAGUACCUGAUGGAGGAUGUUUUGAGGUGUUCUUUUCAAUUGCUCAGAGGAAUGCGGGAAAUCUAACAAAAAAGGAGUCCUCAGUGCUCAGGAAAUUUGACAGAAACAACAAAACACUAUGCCAACAAACUUUUGAAUGUGCCAGUCCUGUGUGAGACAGUGUUGGUGGUUUUUAUUUGUUUGCUUUAUUAUUUUUUUAACAUGUUGGACUGUCUUAAAGUUAUAUUUGAUUUCAUAACCAACUGAUGUCUGAAUGUCAUAAAUCACAAUACUUGCUUUAUUUAUUAUCUUGUAAUCAUUUCUCUCAGAAUUCAUACCACAUUGCAAAAACAGACCCUUAAGGCUAAUAACAGAUAUGAUUUAAAAAAAUGAUUUGAAGUAUUGUCCCCCAGAAACUGUAAAAACGCAGCAAUAUACUGAACUCAUUUUAAACCAAUAAAACUAUUUUGAUAUUACAGAAAGUGUACAUAAGCUAACUUCUCUUUGGGUCUGGAUAACUUCACAAACA
Molecule: messenger RNA, 4651 nt
Organism: Megalops cyprinoides (Indo-Pacific tarpon)
Lineage: Eukaryota; Metazoa; Chordata; Actinopteri; Elopiformes; Megalopidae
Gene: inpp4b
Product: inositol polyphosphate-4-phosphatase type II B
Exons: 23
Coding region: 191-2887 (898 amino acids)
Cellular component (GO): cytoplasm
Molecular function (GO): phosphatidylinositol-3,4-bisphosphate 4-phosphatase activity
Source: RefSeq, a predicted model, not a curated record